This is a messenger RNA of Auxenochlorella protothecoides, 822 nucleotides long. RefSeq lists its product as hypothetical. The transcript has 6 exons. The record is from RefSeq and is a predicted model, not a curated record. Bases 1 to 822 code for a protein of 273 amino acids. NCBI's taxonomy places the organism in Eukaryota, Viridiplantae, Chlorophyta, Trebouxiophyceae, Chlorellales, Chlorellaceae.
AUGCAUCCCAUAUUCGAGGACCUGAAGCGGUCUCUGGUGAGCAUCUCCAUGCAUGCCCUGCACACCGAAGCCAACCGGCCAGAAUGUCUGCGUCUGGCACGGUAUGUGGCCAAGGUGUCCCUCAUAUUCACUGAGCUGGAGAUGCAUGCUGCCUAUGACGAGCUCCUUGGAGGGGAACAGUCGCUGCUGGCUGCUCUGGACGAGCUGGGCGACGCCAUCCGCCAGGCAGAUGCGCUGAUCAGCCGGUGCCAGGAGGGAGAGGCCGGCAGCGUCUGGCCCCUCGAGGACUCUGCCGACUUUCAAGCCGUGGCAUGGUCGCUGCACGCCGGGAUGCAGGGACUGGAGGCUGUGAAGAGUCAUCACAUUCCACGCGACGUUCGCUCAGACAUCGAGCACUUCCGGCAGCAGCUCGCAUCCCUGAACUUUUCCGCCAAAGAGAUGGAGGCCUCCAAUGAUAGGGAAGCUGCGCACACAUUCGAGCGGGGCACGAGCCAGGAGAACUUGAGCACAAGCGAAACCAGCAACGUCGCCGCGGCCGUCAAGGCACUGGAGGGGGAGGGUUUGACCCCGGACCACGCACCAGAUAGCGCCAGCCCCAGCCCCAGCAGCCCAGGCCUCUUCCCGCAGCUUGCGCCUGUGCAAGCCAAACCGGCCUCCCCGCUGCCGGAGGACCCCUUCAACAUGACGCCGCACAGCCUGGAGAGAUCCACCCUGUCCCAGCUCGAGGACCUCAAGGAUGGCAGCAAUGGAGUUCCAGCUGCCCCAAUCGCCCUGCUAGAGGGGACGCAGAGCCUGCUGCCGGUGGGUGGUGAAUGGUCCUGA